Mesocricetus auratus (golden hamster) is the source of this 2685-nucleotide messenger RNA. Its product is annotated as pyrethroid hydrolase Ces2e. The record is from RefSeq and is a predicted model, not a curated record. Gene Ontology annotation, cellular component: intracellular membrane-bounded organelle. Bases 26 to 1702 code for a protein of 558 amino acids. Gene Ontology annotation, molecular function: carboxylic ester hydrolase activity. The transcript is spliced from 12 exons. Lineage: Eukaryota; Metazoa; Chordata; Mammalia; Rodentia; Cricetidae.
UCAGGCACACUCCUGUGUACCAACCAUGGAACUGGAACAAAUUCUCACCCAGCUGACCACUGUGGCCUGUGGGUUCCUGCUUCUCCUCCAAGUUCAGGGCCAGGACUCAGCCAGUCCCAUCAGGACCACACACACAGGCCAGAUACAAGGCAGCCUGGUCCACAUGAAGGGCCUAGAUGUGGGUGUCCACACUUUCCUGGGAAUUCCCUUUGCCAAGCCACCGAUAGGAUCACUGCGCUUUGUGCCCCCGGAGCCACCUGAACUGUGGAGUGGAAUGAGGAAUGGGACCUCCUAUCCGGCCAUGUGUCUGCAGGACAUCACAGCAAUGAAUAUGCAGGCUCUUAAGCUAUUGAAGCUCACCUUGCCUCCCAUCCCCAUGUCUGAGGACUGCCUGUACCUUAACAUCUAUGCACCAGAUCAUGCCCAUGAAGGUUCCAACCUACCUGUGAUGGUGUGGAUCCAUGGUGGUGCACUGGUUAUAGGCAUGGCUUCCUUGUAUGAUGGAUCCAUGCUGGCAGCCAUGGAGGAUGUGGUGGUGGUCACUAUCCAGUACCGCCUGGGUAUCCUAGGCUUCUUCAGCACUGGAGACAAGCAUGCCAGAGGAAACUGGGGCUACCUGGACCAAGUGGCUGCCCUACGUUGGGUUCAGCAGAACAUCGCCCACUUUGGAGGCAACCCUGACAGAGUCACUAUUUUUGGGGAGUCUGCAGGAGGCACUAGUGUGUCUGCACAUGUUGUGUCCCCCAUGUCACAAGGACUCUUCCACAGAGCCAUCAUGGAGAGUGGGGUGGCCCUGAUGCCAAGCCUCAUCUCAAAAUCCUCUGAAGUAAUCUACAGAAUGGUUGCCAACCUGUCUGGAUGUGAGCAGAUGGACUCAGAAGCUCUGGUGAAUUGUCUACGAGACAAGAGUGAAGAGGAGAUUAUGGCAGUUAACAAGGCCUUCAAGAUCAUCCCUGGUGUAGUAGAUGGUAUCUUCCUGCCCAGGCAUCCCGAGGAGCUGCUGGCCUCUGCUGAUUUCCAAUUUGUCCCCAGCAUUAUUGGUGUCAAUAAUGAUGAGUAUGGCUGGAUCAUCCCCUCGAGCAUAAGCACCACUGACUCCCAGAAGGAAAUAGACAGACAGACUGUAAAAGCUAUUCUGCAGAGAAGGGCAGCACAGAUGAUGUGGCCUCCUGAAUUUAGUGACCUGCUGAUGGAGGAGUACAUGGGGAACAAUGAGGACCCUCAGCUUCUCCAAGUGCAGUUCAAGGAGAUGAUGGAAGACUUCAUCUUUGUGAUCCCUGCACUGCAAGUAGCACAUUUUCAGCGUUCCCAUGCCCCUGUAUUCUUCUAUGAGUUCCAGCAUCGGCCCAACUUCUUCAAGGACUCCAAGCCAUCCAGUGUAAAGGCCGACCAUGGUGAUGAGAUUCUCUUUAUCUUCAGAUCAUUUUGGGGAGGCACCCAAGUCGCCCUCACUGAGGAGGAGGAGCUGCUGAGCAGGAGGAUGAUGAAGUACUGGGCCAACUUUGCACGACAUGGGAACCCCAACAGUAAAGGCCUGCCCACCUGGCCCAUGUUUGACCAUAAUGAGCAGUACCUGCAGCUGGACAUCCAGCCUACUGUAGGCCGGGCCCUGAAGGCAAACCGGGUGCAGUUCUGGACCAAGACUCUACCCCAGAAGAUCCAGGAGCUAAAAGAGGUUGAAGACAGUCAUGGAGAGCUGUAGCGCCUUGAGUCAAGUUGCAGUUCAUCCUGGGUUCAAGUGGGUUUAUUUGAGGUUUCCAAACACCUUUAGAAGAGAUAGAAAGGAUCCACACUUAUAUGUAGUCAUCAAGCUCAUACAACCCAACAAUUAUGAAGUCUCCUCUACAUGAUAUAUGUUCCCUGCUAAGCCUGAUAUGGGUCACCUCUGUUACACACACCAAACAUACAGGUGGCUAAUGACAAGUGAGUCCCAAUAGACAACACCUUCCUCCCUGCUACAGUAGGCAAGGGUCCCUUCCUCCCUGCUACAGUAGGCAAGGGUCCCUUCCUCCCUCCCUCACCCACUCACUUUCUUCCAGCUCCUUCCCUCUCCUUUCUCUUCUCAGACCUCCCACUACUAGUGAUGUUCCUCGGAGAGGAUUUCACUAACCUUCAUGACUGAAUACCUUUUUCACAUCUCAGCAGAGACAAAUUUUAAAAGCAGAUACUAAAAGCCCCAAGAGUUCAUUGUGGAGCUAAUCACACAAUUAUCACAGUGGGAUGGCUUCAGCACAACAGAAAUUCAUUGCUAUCUAGAAGCUGAAAGCUCUGGUGAUGGUGGCACCCAAUUUGAUAUCUAACAAGGAAUUACUCUCAGAAUCGUGGGUAGCACUUUGCCCUUCCCACCAUAAGACAGCGAACAAGUUUCCAUAGGCCCCAUUCGUACAAAUAAAUUCCCACAGGCUCAAUUCUUAUAAACAAGUUCCUACAGGCCCCAUUCAUACAAGCCCCAUAUUAGCUUGUCCUUUAUUAUAACAAAAUCUGAGCCAAUAAUUCAUAAAAGGAAGAGUUUCUGAGAUAACAAGAUGACUCAGCAGUCAAGGGCACAUGCCAUAAAGUGUCACAACAUGAAUUUGAUCCCCAGGACCCACACAGUAGGAAAGAACUGACUUCCCACAUUGUCCUCUGGCCUUCACAUAUGUUCUGUGGUUCUAUGGUGCAUACACACACACACACACACACACA